Rotaria sp. Silwood2 is the source of this 309-nucleotide messenger RNA. The record is from the annotation of a GenBank genome assembly. NCBI's taxonomy places the organism in Eukaryota, Metazoa, Rotifera, Eurotatoria, Philodinida, Philodinidae.
AUGCUCGAAAUCAGCAGCACGAACUAUAUAUUUUGGCAUUCUUGUCCCCUUUGUGUACAUGAACAAAUGAAUAAUCAAGGUUUUAGUAAUUUAUUGACUACUCUCCGAAACAAAAAUAUACCUGAAUAUGAUCAAUUUGCUGUAGAUAAUGAAAGUCAAAAUAAUAAACUAAAAACAUUACAAUUUCUUUCGAAUAUAUCAACAGUUGGUGAUUCACUUUUACCAUCAUGGGAUAAUACUAAUGGAAUAUCAUUUUCUACAUAUGAUCAUGAUUAUGAUAGUUAUACUUUAAAUUAUCAUAGUACAUGA